CAUGUCGUGGAGGCGGAGAUGUGUGUUAUUUUUUGUCGUAUUUUGACGUGAAGUCAUCGUACCGUAAAACUCACAAAUGAGCAAAUUUAUCAGCAGUGUGUGGAGGAAUACCAUGUUAAGAACAUCUUGAAGUAUGCCUCUAUUCAAAAAGAAAUCUGAAAAAAGGCACUCAGCAGCCAAUGCACCACAAGCCAGGCCAACACCCUCGAUUCCUCCCACCAGUAUCCCGUCUACCACUGCAAAGCCACCCCCCUACCCCACCCAGAGGAAACUGGUGCAGACUGGCAUCGGCUUGCCCAAUGGUGGCGCUCUUGCCUCACUCAGGAAUGAACAGCCCACGGAGCAGCAGAGGCGGGAGAGCCUGGGGAAGGAAGCUGGCCUGAGACGGGAGUUCAGCGAUGAGGACAACCAGUAUGGAGACUUGGGAACAGGUACUAAGCAAGUUGUCAACACUGAGCUGGAGACCAAAUCGCGGCUGUGCCGAACCCUCCCGGAGGUGUUGCAUGACAACGGAGCCUUGGCCUACUUCAUCCAGUUCAUGCAGGCCCAGAACGCUGUCCAUCUGGUCCAGUUCUGGCUGGCCACUGAGAGUUUCUCCACGGCCUCCUGGUCCAGGCUGCGCUCGGAAUCCCUCACCAAUGCCAGCAAGAGCAUAGCCGAGCAGAAGCCCCGGGCUGGCUCCAAGACAACUCUCACCGAUAGCCUGCUACCCCAGGCCGACAGCCAAAUGAGCGGCGAAUCCAAUGUCAGUAUUCCUCAUUUGUCCCAACCGAAUGUAACCCAGGAUGGCAUGGCCAACUCGGGCCAGAACAACAAUGACCAAACUGAAAGUAAGGAACCAAGCAGUCAGACAAAUGAGGCAAAUGUUAAAACGCACUCCAGAGCCAAAUCGGACUCGCUUAUUGCCAUUGAGCGAACGAAACCCGAGGCCAGUCCAGCUGAGCUUGGCCACAGAAGAACCAACUCAUGGAAAGGUGUUGAUCCAAGAACAGCUGUCGAGAGGGAUGCAUCCAACAUCUUCACUAGAUAUCUGUGCAAGGAUGCACCUCUGCCCGUUGGAAUUACUGAUGAAAUCAGACUGGACGUUAUUGCCAAAAUGUGUCCACAGGAAGGCUGGCUAAAUCCAGACUGCUUCAAGACAGCACAGAACUUUGUGUUUGAUUCCAUGGAGAUGCACUUUUUCCAGCCAUUCCUAAGGAGCGAGUUCCACUGUAAAUACCAAAUCGACGUACUAACCACAGGCAAGGCCUACCUUGCCGACAUUCUGUAUAAUGACACCGCAACAUUCUACUUCAUGGAGUAUAUGGAACAGGAAGGUGUUGUACACCUGCUACAGUUCUGGUUGGCUGCAGAGAACUUUCAGAAGCACCUGCUGUCCCAGCAGGGUCAGUAUGACAGCGGAGAAGCACAGAGUGACGCCAUGGUGUUAUAUGAUCAAUACUUCUCACUCCAGGCUACAUGUCCGAUUGGCUUUGAUGACAGUAUACGGCUAGAAGUGGAGACUAACAUUUGUCGCGAGGGUGGCCCCCUGCCCGACUGCUUUGCCACGCCCAUGCGCAAGGCCUACACCACGUUAGAAACGGUGUACUUCCCCGGAUUCCUACAAAGCCAGCUGUAUUACAAAUUUCUGUCUGAGCUCAUCAACACCAUCAAGAGUGAGCAUGCCGCCACGUACCCGGGAGACACUUCGGUAGGAGUCGUUGGUGUGGGGGGCACGGGGUCUGAGGACAAGCCCAAGUCGCGCAACACCCUCUUGGCUGAGGGCAACGUCAAGAAGUUAUUUGAGGAGAGCGAGAUGAACAUGGAGAGUCUGGACUCUAAUCCCGAUCUGCUGUGGCAGAGGCCAGACCACGGAAUGAUGACGUUUGGUAAGGUGAACCACCUUGGCCAGUAUGUUGCUGAGUACGAGCCAGACCCAGAGGCCAUGAACAAGAAAUCCUCAAGUUCGAAGUUCUCUUUGAAGAAGCUUGUGAAAGGCGAACAGGAUGCGAGUAAAGAAGAGAUGGCGCUGAAGAUAGCCCAGAUGAUCAUCAAUGAUGUCAACAUGCAGACGGGGUCAUCCACUCCACCCCCUUCCCCAGCAGUGAAGCCCCACCCAGCCCCAGCCAGCAGAGGCUUGUCCCCAGGUCACAGCGUUCCCCUCGGAAGCCCGCGGGUCAAAUUUAACGAGGUCAGCCACCAGUCGUCUUCAUCAUGACGACAGCAAACAGAAUCUUUCCUUGUAUUAGAUCACCAAGGCAAUGCCAUGGUGACAGCGUUGUCACAAAUCACUGGGUUGACCUAAGAAGCGUCACCUAGACACUGGUGGUACUUUCUGUCCAAUCCUUUGUCAAUGUCAGUAAAUUCAAAUGCUUUUGUGUUUUGACUGUGAACAGCACUCGCCAAGAAACCAAGCAAUUGUAAAGAAAUCAGUUAACACACACAUGGCUGGAAACCAGCAGAAACUGCUGGUCAUUUGGAUAUAUGGGUUUUGUAUGGAGAGAAGCUUAUCGAUAAAAGACAGACUCUUAAUAAAAUAAUUCUGGCUACCUUGCAACAGAAUUACACAUGCAAUGCAAGAAAAUUAGUACGGCUUCUUAAGUGGUCACAACAUGUCUUGCUUUUUUCUCUUAUUGAAACAAAACAAAAAACUGAUCUAAGCAACAUUUCAGUGGGUCUUUCUUUCUCAUAAAACCAAAAAAUCAAUAUUUGUUGAUUUCGUGUGCUCAAGGACCCUGAAGAAAACCAUGUUUUCAUGGUUCGCUGCCUUCUUUCCAUGGUAAUUCAAAGCCGAACAGAACCGUUCUAUCAUGGCAGUCCUCAUAAAAGCAGUUUAACAAGAAUUUUAUUAGAAAGAGGUCACUCUUUGCUAGCAAUGGCAGAAUUCAGGGCUAAAGCAAAUUGUGCAGAAGCAAUAGCACACAUAAUAGGAAUGCGCAAGUUGCUUUUGAACUUUUUUGAGAUGGGCAGAUAUGAGUCUAUGUGAUUGGUCAGAAGGAAAAGUCAACUAGAUUACCCUCAGUGGUGCUCUCCAUCCUGAAAUCAUUUUGUGUUUUCUAACAGAAGGUUCACAUCUGCAAUGCAUGGCUGCUUUGUGUAUAAAUAUUUUUCUGAAUGUGUGGAACUCCACAGAGAUGUAGUUCUGGAAAAAGGACACCAUUCCUAUUCGUAUUCUUAAGGCCCAACUCAAUUUUUUUGAUCAUCGGCUUCUAAAAAUAAAACAAGUACAAACAGCUUAUUUUUGGUUGCAGGUAAUUGCAAAGUUAGUAAAACAUCAGUAGGUAUCACGUAGCACAUGCGUCAGUUCAGUUUCCCCUUGCGGGAAUGGAUACACCUAUCAUGUUCCUCAAGCCAGUCUGACCUGUCACUUUGUUGAGCCCAACACAUUAAUAUUCACCCAGCCCCCCCCUCCCCAUUUCACCCCACGUGUGGCACCAAUUAAAACAUUACUUUUUGGCGCUGACCACCUGGGACGUCGCAGAUUAUUGGACAGGAAGUCAUCCCCAUGCCUUUGCCAUUACUGGCCAGCAAUUGAUUUUCCCACCCUUUCCAAAACUUUGCAAAGAGUAUCAACUUUCCCCGUGGCGUCCCUCCCUGGCAGUGUUUGUGCAAUGUAGGAACAAACACGGGAAACUGAAGUCUCCAGUCGAUGGGGGAAAAAAACGAACUCGGAUGGCAGGUGAAUGGCAGUUACCCAACAGUUUGAGUAAGUUUAUCUCACAUCCUGUAAGGGGAGGGAGCAUUAUUGUGCUGAUGACCCUGGGGCGGUGAACCCAGGGGUUUACCCUACAUAAAUAAACUGCUGCCCGUUGGAAAUAGGCGAACCUGGCUUGUGUUUGGUGAAAAUAACCAGAAACGGGCAGUGACUGGUACAGCCCACUCCCGUUCAUUUCCAAUUGUGGCUGCAGAUUGUUCUGCAAUUUUUUAAGCUAACGGGGAGGCAACAACGUAGACAAGGCAGGGGAUUGAACCUCAAGCAAGUCAAGGAAAAUACACAUUUUGUGGAAAUUCCCAACUUCCUUGCCUAUUGUUCUUCAAGAACCAGUUGCUCAUUGGUCGCCUUGUUUGACUUGACUACAAGUGAAGCCUAGAUUCAGUCAGCUCGAUAUUGUCAACAGAAUUCUGGUUUGGAGUAAAUCAGCAGUAAAGGCUAAUUUAUUUUAUUAUCUCAAUAGUGGAGUACCUUUCAAAACUUCUGAAAAACACCAACUGUUUUGAAUAAAUGUUUACACUGCGUACUCGAGUGGAUUGCCAAUGAUGCCACUCAGUUCUGUUGAAAACUCACUUUAAUUCAUUCCUGCUUAGGUUUUUUAAUAUAAAUGGAUUAUAUAUUACUACUUGCCAAAGUAAUUAUUUUGUGAAGUGAUUGUGUAAAUUUUUAUUACAUGUAAACCAAUUUACCUGUCCAUGUCAAGUAUGGUUUGUUGCAAGUCAGUAGAACUAUGGAAUACUUUGGCAGCCAACAUUAUUUAUAGCGUGUCACACGGAUAAAAGUGUUAAAGAAUUCAGUAAAUUUUAGUAAUAAUUUAUAAGUGAGAAGUAUGAGCCCCUGAAAAAUGAUAGGAUUAAAUGUUGCACGCUGCAGGUCAUGUCUUUAAACAUCCCAGCUUCUGGGAUGAAUUAUAUCA
Messenger RNA from Acanthaster planci (crown-of-thorns starfish), 4607 nucleotides. RefSeq names its product A-kinase anchoring protein 10 (gene akap10). The record is from RefSeq and is a predicted model, not a curated record. Gene Ontology annotation, biological process: intracellular protein localization. NCBI's taxonomy places the organism in Eukaryota, Metazoa, Echinodermata, Asteroidea, Valvatida, Acanthasteridae. Gene Ontology annotation, cellular component: plasma membrane; mitochondrion.